This is a messenger RNA of Cydia fagiglandana, 8200 nucleotides long. RefSeq names its product E3 ubiquitin-protein ligase UBR1 (gene Ubr1). Gene Ontology annotation, molecular function: zinc ion binding; ubiquitin protein ligase activity. The record is from RefSeq and is a predicted model, not a curated record. Bases 212 to 5536 code for a protein of 1774 amino acids. Gene Ontology annotation, biological process: ubiquitin-dependent protein catabolic process via the N-end rule pathway. Lineage: Eukaryota; Metazoa; Arthropoda; Insecta; Lepidoptera; Tortricidae. The transcript has 30 exons.
CUACGUUCGUGAAAUCGUGCUAAUCAUCGAGAUUCGAGAUCAUAGUUGAAAAUUCGUGAUGUACUUAUAUUCGAAAACAUAUGGUAUUAGUGAACUGAGUGUUAUAUUCAGCGGUUUAUCGUAAUCAGGCUGUUGGCUGCACAUUGGAGAGCGCAGGUGGAUGAAACAAUUUUGAGAAAGUGAAGGGUGCAGGAGCGUGCGGUGUCUGGAGAUGAGCUCGCCACCGCCCGUGCAGGAGGUGGACGUUGGAGACGAGUCUAUGGAAGACGACUCCGCUGACAUGAUACCCGCUGACAGAUUCACGCUGCCCGCGAAGGCGGACGCCGUGGUGGAGCUGUGGCGCGCCAAGAUGGCCGAGGGCGUGCUGUCGCCGGCGCACUUCCAGGACCACUGGCGGGUGACCGUGCCUAGGAUAUACUCGCCGCAGCCUAACAGGAGCUGUUUGGACUGGUCGUUCGACGAAGAGUUGGCAGCGAAACUGCUCAUCCAACCUUUGGAGCAACUGAUAUGGGGCUCCAGCGAGGGCUCGGCGCCUCCGCCCCCGCGGCGCUCCACGCUGUGCGGGCGGGUGUUCAAGCAAGGGGAACCGGCUUACAGUUGCCGCGAGUGUGGCAUGGACAACACAUGCGUACUCUGCGUGGAAUGCUUCAAAGUGUCCGCGCACAGGCAUCACAAGUACAAGAUCGGGCAGUCUGGCGGCGGCGGGUGCUGCGACUGCGGCGACACUGAAGCAUGGAAACGUGAUCCCUUCUGCGAGCUGCACGCGGGCCCCGAUGACGAGGAACAAGCACAAACUAGCAUCAGUCCCGAAGUUAUAGAGCGGAUGAAGACCGUCGCGUCCGUCUGUCUGUCCUACUGCUUCAGGCUGCUCACGCUUGACCACGCGCCCGGCUUGCCCAACGAGUUAAGGUUAAAAGAUGCUGAAAGAGAACGGGAUCCGCUGCAGAUCUUAGACCAGCCGGACUGCUACUGCACAGUACUUUAUAACGACGAAACGCACACGUUUGAACAGGUGAUAACGACCCUGACGCGCGUGAUGAAGGUGAACCACCGCGACGCCGUCGAGCUGGUGUCGCUCAUUGACCGCGAGGGCCGCGCGCUCGUCAAGUGCAGCUCCUUCCAGGUCUGCGACAAGCUCAAGAACGACAUCGAGAUCUGCACGGCGAUGUUCGAAAGGUUCACGUCCCGCACCGGCCCCGCGCUGAAGGUCCUCGUUAUGCACGCGCACGUGCUGGCGCACCAGACGUUCGCCAUGAAGCUUUUACAAUGGCUCCAAAACUUCGUAGCGCAAGAGCCUUCACUCCGCCUGGCGGUGUCCCUAGUCGCCCUCGGCGAGGACGCCGGGCCCAUCGGCGCCACCUCCCUCAGCGGCGGCGGCGGCGUCGCCGUCGGCGUUAUGCAGAACGACUGUCGGAUGUGGAAGGCCGCUAGGACCGCGUGGCAUAGGCUGCUCAUCGCUACGACGCUCAUGGAUUAUACUACUAAGAAGACUAUGGCUAUACUGUUCACUAAGAACUAUGGCUCGAUCCUCAAGGAUUUCAUCCGCGACGACCACGACCACUCGUUCUCGGUGUCGUCUCUCUCCGUACAACUGUACACUCCGCCCACAUUAGCGCAGCAUCUGAUCGCCAAGCAUGACGCGUUGUUCGUAGUCAUGAACACGUUCGUGAGCGAGUGCAACAGACGGAUCAAUAGCAAGGGUCGCCUGGAGUUCGACCGCAACCACGUCUCCAUGGCGUUCAAACGCGCCCAGUUCGUGCUUUACGACGUGAAAUACCUGCUGGGCUCUUUGCCGACCAGCUUCGAUGACGACCUGAGGAAGGGCUUCCUACACGGACUGUCUCUGAUGCUGAACCUACUGGUGAUGAUGCAGGGCAUGGACUCGGUGGUCAGACAGGUGGGUCAGCACAUGGAGUACGAGCCCGAAUGGGAGUCCGCCUUCAACCUGCACGUGAAACUAGCGCACAGCAUCACUCUAUCCCUGGAAUGGUGCGCGCUGGAACGCUCGCUGUGCGCCUCUGCGUACCGCAUGGCGUUGCGCCGCCACGCUGACACUAUUACCUACCAGCCGAGACAAGUUAAAGAACUCGGUAACCAAUCGGCCUCAGUGAUCCCCUACGACGUGUCUACCGAGCCCGUUUCCAUCCACCGGCCUCUGUCCCGGUUCCUGGCCGGUCUACAUCUGUCGCUACACAAGCACGGCUUGAACUACCACAGUCCCGAGUUCGACCGCCAGGAUCGACCGAAGCCUCCGCCUGAGGAACUUAUUGAGCCCGUGCUGCGAACGAUGGCCAUGAUCGCACAGGUCCACGCCGGCAUGUGGCGGCGGAACGGGUUCGCGUUGCUCAACCAGCUGUACUUCUACCACAACGUCAAGUGCCGCGCCGAGAUGUUGGACAGAGACGUCGUCAUGCUGCAGAUCGGAGCAUCUCUCAUCGAGAGCAACGAGUUUAUAAUCCACGUACUAAACAAAUUCAACCUCCUCGACUGGGCCGCGUCAGACUUCGAGCAACGCGGGGUCGAAGACGACGCCCUGCGGCACACCAUUAGCAUGCUUGAGGAGUUCCUAGGACUACUCAUUACUGUGGUGGGAUCGCGAUAUGUGCCCGGUGUUGGAGAGGUCACCAAUGAAGACAGAACGAAGAAAGAGAUUAUACAGAUGCUAUGUGUCAAACCCAUGCCGCACUCUGAACUUAACAGAUCGCUACCCGAAGACCAGCUACACGAAACAGGCCUAGAAGCGGUCAUCCAUGAGGUGGCCGACUUCAUAAAGCCCACGGGAGGCAACAACCGAGGCGUCUACAAGCUGAAACCACAUCUCUAUGACGAAUACGACACGUUCUUCUAUCAUUACACUAGGGAAGAGCUGUCUAGGAGUGAAGAGGAGCAGAGGAGUAGGAGGAAGGCUGCAGGUCUCCCUGAAUGCUGCCCACCGCCGCCUUUACCCAAGUUAACGCCGCCCUUCCGUCUCCUCGCGAGCCUACUCCAGUGCGACGCCGUCAUGUACGUCCUGAGGACAGUAUUAGAGCGAGCGCUGGACCUCAGGGCGAGGUCGUUUUCGGAGACACAAGUCCACAAGGCUCUACACCUGAUGGGCUACGCGCUCCGCGACGAGGAGAGCGGGCACUACGAGUUCCUGGCGUUCGCGGAGAGCGCGCAGCGCAGCGGGCUGCUGGUGCUGCUGCAGCGGCUGCUCGCCAGCCCGCGCGUCGACGCGCACCGCCCGCUCGCCAAGUGGCUGCUGCACAAGUGCAAGACGCUGCUUGGGCAAGCAGACGAGCAUGUCGGCGACGGGGAACAGAUGGAGACCGACCAGGAGGAGAAACCGCCUAACGAUGACGCUGCCGAGGCGGAGAAGGCGCGGCGCGCUAAGUUAGCGGCGGAGCGAAGGGCUAAAGUAAUGGCUCAGAUGAAGGCGCAAAUGAACAAUUUUAUUUCCAACAACGCUGUUCUGUUCGAAGAAACCACAACUGAGGUGACGGCGGAGGAGCAGGAGAUCCGGCCGCUGUACUGCGGCGCCGCGCUCGGCGUGUGGGGCGGCGGCGUCACCGAGGCGCCACGCGUCUGCAUCAUGUGCCAGGAGGAGGCUCGCGUGGAGCUGACAGCAGAGCCGCUCGUGCUAGUCUCAUUCGCGUGCGGUUCAGCCGUGCUGCCCUCGGCGGCCGCGGCGCCGCGCGCGCACGUGUCGGUGUGCGGGCACGCGCUGCACGCCGCCUGCGCCAAGCACUACGUGCGCGGCGUGCUCGAGAGGGAGACGAGAAGGCCAUACCGCCUCCGGCAACCGGCAGCAUUCGACGCAGAAAAGAAGGAAUACCUCUGUCCUCUCUGCGAGCGACUAUGCAACACUUCCCUGCCCCUGUUACCCGCGCCGACAUUGCCGGCCGGCGCGCCGCCGCCGCUCUCUGAAGAAGUAUUCAGGGACUCUAUCGCUCUGAUACUGAAACACCAAGUUUUUUCUGAGGCUGUGCAUGUAUGCACCGAGUCUUGUGAGGAGAUGCUGUGUCAGGCGCGAGCGCGUAGCGUGGGAGCGCAGUCAUCAGACAUGGAAGACGGAGAGUCCACCGACGAAGCGCCGGUCUACAUGUUGACCCAAUCCCAGGAUCUGCUGCCUCAGGAGUUCAUGGUACACUUCGAGGGCGAGAUCCCCGCGUACACGGACGAUAUGAAGAGGCUCAUCACGGAGUUUGUGAACAUAUUGCCAGCAGUAUGCGGCGAUUUGGAGGACUCGAAUCCGCUGUCAUCCGUAGAAGCUUUAUACAAGGCCACAUCAUACACAAUCCUUAGUACAAACGCGGUACUUCAAGCCGAGAAACGGCCGCUCCUAGGCGACCUACCCUCCAGGCAUCGCGACGCGCUCCAAGCGUUAAUACGCCUCGCCGCCGUCAUCCCGUCCGUCUGGCCCUCGCCCAAACAGCUAGCUCACCAUGCCCUAGAAAAUCUAAGCACACUCGAACGCACCUCACCACUAACUCACCACCCCUUCGAAACUUUAGUAGCUCUAGUUUUAACAGCCCCCUCGCUGUUCAGCAAAACUGCCGGCCCGGCGCGACCCAACCACCUAGCCCGACAAUUCACUAUAGAAGUAUUCAGAGCGCUCAUCACACGAGCCAUGAUCGUACUAGACGUCUCUGACUGCGUUAACCACGAACCAAUGGAAGGACAAGAAGACUACAAACCUAUUAAACCUGAUUUAGAAAACUUGCUCACGUUCAUGAAGACCCUAAGACGAGGGAACUUAGAUAUUGAAGAUUUAAAUGCUCAUGACGUAUGGGAGAAGAUUAAAAAUCAAUGCUACACGUUCUUAAGGGCUUCUUGUCUAUUCUAUCACUUCUUAAGCGAUAUCAGCCCGCCUACGGAGUUAACCGUCGUCGGUGGUGAUAUUUGGGAGGUUAUGUGCGGCUAUCUAGACUUGCCGAGUACGUUUAGAGAGUUAAUAGACACUCCGAUGUCUAGGAGUAAGUCUGAAGAGUGGUCAGCGCUGUCUGUCGAGUGGUUCGCUGGGGAGAUCGACAUAAAGACGGUAGUUGAAACGAAUGAGCCUCCGAAGUUAGUGCCGUUGCCCGAUGACUUCUCGGAGUUAAUGAAUGUGGUUUCUGAGUUUUCGUGUCCGAAUUCGGAGAGGGAUGAUAGCAAGUACCCGACUAUGUGUUUGGUGUGCGGGCAGAUACUGUGCUCGCAGAGUUAUUGCUGUCAGACUGAGAUUAAAAAGAGCGGUCGAAGCGGCGGGUCGGAGCUAGUAGGCGCGGUGGUGGCGCACGCGAUGUCGUGCGGCGCGGGCGCGGGCGUGUUCCUGCGCGUGCGCGACUGCGAGCUGCUGCUGCUGGCCGCGCCCGCGCGCGGCGCCAUGCUGCCCGCGCCCUACCUCGACAACUACGGCGAGACCGACCAGGGCCUCCGCCGCGGCAACCCCCUCCACCUGUGCCCGACGCGCUACGAAACGCUCCGAAUGCUGUGGCUGAGCCACGGCCUGCACGAGCGCAUCGCUCGAGCACUCGACACGAACAUGCUCGUCACCACGCAGUGGCAGAACAUGUGAGCGCGGAACCGGCGCGUGCGCAGACAGGGACGGCUGAUCGCACUCUAGUGCUCGGAUACAAGACUCCAGUAUGACUGGCUACUCUAUCUAUUACAAAUUUUUGGUAUACUUAACCUUUUGGACGCCAAUGACCGAUACAUCCGCACCGCAGGUCCAACGCCAAAGACGGAUUAAUCAGUCACAGAUUAAAGAGGAACAUAGACCUACGUGCAUAUGCAUAAAGUUCAAUUUCAGUUUUGACACUUCGGUGACGUGGCGACCGAGUGACACCUUUUGUGUUUGACACGACGUCGAAAAGGUUAAAACGAUUCGCUGAUACUUCUAUCAAAGGCUCUACGAAAUCUACAUGGGCGUAUAGCUUGAAACAGGGCACCUACUGGUCACACUAACGAAACAGAGUGAAAAUAAUGUCUUCAAAAGACUUGCUUGAUUAGCUACUUCAUUACUGACCGGACUAUUUCAACAUUUUGGUGUACGUAAAGGCGAUCUACUGAUUUAUAUAAGGCUAUAUAAGACGAAGACCACGCACUAGCAUAAUUUUAAUCCUGAGCCGUUACCAGCUAGUGUGAUGCGAUCUACUGGGGUAUCAGCUAGUUAAACUAAAAAUGUUUACUAGAGCCCAUACAUAAGAACUAUUGCAAUAGCACAAAUUGAUGGUUGUAGAUUUACUUUUACACGUUACAUAUAAGGUAAUCUCGAAUAUUUCAAAUUAGAGACAGAUUGAUGGACCACUUAAUAUGACAGAGCCUGAUAACCAUAUUGUAGUCUGUCUGUACCAAUGACGAGUAACAGCUUUACAAAUACGAAUAUCUGAAAAUCAUCGAAUGGUACAAAAAGGCCAGUAUCGGUAUCGUCUAGUGAUCAUACAAAAUGGAAAGAAGAAAGAAGCUAUUCCAAAUCUAAGGUGUCGCUUAUGUACUAUAGUACGUUGUUUUUAGCAUUAGAAAUAAGGUAAACAAUCUUGAUGUGUCUUUUAAUUGAAAAACACAUUUUAAAAAUAAGUUACGGCAAAUAUGUAACAAUUAUGAAUGUAUGUAUUACGAUCAUUUAUAUUCUUCUGCUUUCAUAAUUAAUAGUUACUGAUUUUUAAAAAGCAUUUUUCAAUUAAAAGACAUGUCAAGAUCGCUCAUCUUCUUUCAAGUUCUUUCUAAUGCUAAAAAAACGAACUAUAGAUAAUUUACUACCAUCUUGCCAUUUCUUACAAUUCCACUGUUACAAGUUUAAUAUAUUUUUUGCAGAACAGCAAUUCAAAGCAAAUAUCAUGGCAUUUGGCAGAUCUAUAAACAUCAAGCUGCUAAUGUAUAAAAAAAGUAGGUAGAUAUUUCGAAAAAGAUUUACGUAGCCGAGAGAAUUAGAUUAUAUUCACUUGAAUACAUAGAUAUUGACAUCUUGUUCACCAUAAUGCAAGAAAUUAUAGUAGUUAGUAUUUCAAAUGCCAAGUUCUGGUUCUACAACUUUUUUUUAUCUAGAUCUUGGCUUUGAGAUGAAUUCGCUAACUGGCAACUUUUACGAAAUCGUAUAUUCAGUUAGAAUCCAUCGCUUAUACGAGUUUGUCAAAGUUGUGAGUCAAUACGUUGAAAAGUCAUUGAUAUUAUUAAUAAAAUCUAACUUAUAGAAAAUGUUAGGUAACUAAUGGAAGAUACAUUGAUUUUUGCGAAAGGUUUCUUAUUUUGAACUUAAAAGACUAUGAACAUAGGUCAUUCAUUAUGUACAGUCACCUGCAAUAAUAUGUUACUCUUCGAAGGCCGCAAAAAUAUGUGAUACGCUCUUAUGGCUCUACAAAUAAGAUCGUGUCAGAUAUUUUUGCGGCCUUCGAAGAGUAACAUAUUAUUGCAGGUGACUGUACGUAAGAGCCCUUUCGGAAAAAUCGAAUUAUGAGCUCUUAUGACGGAUGAUACAACUUAUCACAGACAUUUUAGGCUAUACAAAAGAUUAACUAUGUCUGUGAUAUAUUUUACCAUAUUUGUAGGCUUUAUACCUUAACUCCAAAAUAGGGUGUGAUUGUAUUAGUAAAAAUGAGAUGACACGGUUAGGCAUUGAUGAUGGCUCCCGGACUAUAUAGGCCAGGAGCCAGCGAUAAGGCUGUGGUAAAACUCAAAUAUAAAUCGAUUUCUCAUUUAGAAGCGUUAUCGUGCAAUGAGGUUAUUUUUGAAUAUAACUGUGUUUGUGCAAUGUUUUAAGUAACUUUUUUUCUUUAAUGAGUGUUGUUUUUCUAAUAUUAUGUUAGUUUAUAGUAUAGAUUUUUGUCGUAUGUAAUAAAUAACAUAGCUGUCCGCUAUAAAACUUUAAAUCAAAGUGUUAUUUGGUGUUGUUUCACCUUAACAGUAUCGGCAGUAAGUCGGCUGCUCAUUAUCUUUUACAUAUAUUAUAUUGUAACAUAGGUGCUUAUAUUACUGGACUCGGUAACACAUCACUUAACAUAUUAUAAUUUUAUAAAGUGCGCGUUGAUUGUUUGUUAGCUAUUUAUUACAUAGCAGAGUCCGUUAAAGAUUUUUUUUUUAAUGUAAUACUCUUAGUGGCCGUUCAUUAAUUACGUAAAUACAAUUUUUGUCUAUCGACACUCUUACGUAAUUAAUGAAUGACCUCUUUCAACUCAGACGGAAGAUUGUGAAUUGGAUAGGUUACAAGAUAAUGUUUAAAUUAAAAAUAUAUUGCCUCUAUGAA